This is a messenger RNA of Brenthis ino (lesser marbled fritillary), 771 nucleotides long. The record is from the annotation of a GenBank genome assembly. NCBI's taxonomy places the organism in Eukaryota, Metazoa, Arthropoda, Insecta, Lepidoptera, Nymphalidae.
AUGAGUCGGCAUAUUUUUAAAGUAAUUUUUGUAAUAUUCUUCACGAUCAUCUGCCAAAAUGGGGAGGCGGCGGAGAAUGAUAAUACACCAACUAUACCGGAAUAUUUGCUGCCAUGUAGUCGGAGCGACCCAGAAUUGGACAACUGCAUAAAGGGAUCUUUCAACCACUUACGGCCGUACUUAGCUAGAGGUCUUGAUGAUCUGGACGUGCCUCCUGUUGAGCCACUGUUCAUAGAUCGGCUGGCGAUGGAAAAUGACGCAGGCCCGGUCCGAGUGAGAGCUACAUUCAGUAAUAUCACCGUGGUAGGACCAAGUAAUUAUACUGUGACGAAAAUUAGGUCAGAUUUGAAGAAAUUACGAAUUGACAUGGGGCUGAUGCUACCUCGCAUUGAAGUCACCGGUCACUACGAAGUAUCCGGACAAGUGUUGUUGUUCCCUGUACGCUCACAGGGAGACUUCUGGGCUUCCUUUAAUGACGUUGUCGCUAUCGUCAAGAUAUUCGGCAAAGAAAUUGUACGGGAAGCCGUCAAAUAUAUGUCAGCUGAUCGUAUGCAAGUUGACUUUAAGCUUAAAAGCGCUCGUUUUAAGGUCAGAGAUACAGUAAACCAUGGAAGCGUUAUUGGUGAAGCAAUGAACCAGUUCCUAAACAACAACGCAGCUGAGAUUAUUGACGAGAUGAGACCAGCCGCUUCCGCUGCCAUCGCAAAGCAUUUCAAAACUUUCCUCAAUGCAGCAUUUGAGAGGAUCCCCAUUGAUGUGUGGCUCACGCCU